UUUUAUUCUGUCCUAUCCUUAGUGACUUACAAGGUAUUGAAGAACCAUGGCAAUAGAGGUGAUGGAGCAGAAAAAAAUAAUGGUAUUGUCUGGAAUUUGAUCGGAGCUUUCAUGUCCGAUAUUUCCUUGCAAAACCUAUUGAAACGUCAUGCUUGGAAAUACAGAAUGCCAAAAAUAUGACCCUGCAUUCCAUCUACCCAACAUCAACCCAGAAAGUCCUUCAAAAGCUAUGGAUCCAUCACGAAAGCGUUCGUCCGCCGCGGAGCUACCAACACUUAUUGCGAAAGCAAAGAGAAAACGCCCCAAUGACAAUCAAAUCUCUUCAAAGAUUGAAGCUAUUGUUCCUGAAUCAAAGCUUUAUUCAGAGCUCUUGCAAUUUGAAAAAAAACUGGAUGCCACUAUUAUGAGGAAGCGUUUGGACCUGCAAGAAACCCUCAAUAAACCUGUUAAGAUCAAGCGCACACUUCGCAUUUUUAUAUCCAACCUCUCGCAUGAUCAAGACGCGUUAGAGUCGGAAGAUGAAGAACCACAGUUGGACAAAGGGCCAACACCUUCAUGGACCCUUAAAGUUGAAGGCCGACUAGUUGAUGAGGUCAAUGCUUCGGCGUACAAGAACCGCCAGACAAGCAGGAAAUUCUCAAGUUUUUUCAAGUCAGUAAUGAUUGAACUGGAUCGAGAUUCCAAUUUGUAUCCCAACGGUAAUUUUGUAGAGUGGCAUAAAUCACCAAAUCAGGCUGAUGUUGACGGUUUCGAAAUCAAGCGACAUGGUGAUGAGAACGUCAAAGUGAGGGUGAUUCUGCACCUUGAUAAUUCGCCUGAACGCUUCAAACUUAGCCCCGAAUUGGCAGAUGUCCUGGCAAUUGAUGUCGAGACACGGCCUGGUAUCAUGAUGGCAUUAUGGCAAUAUAUCAAGUUUCACCAACUGCAGGACCCCGAGGAUAAGAGGAAUAUCAACUGUGACCAUAAAUUAGCUGCUCUUUUCAACCAACCCAAAAUCUCUUUUCCAGCACUCCCAGAAUUGAUUGGACGUUUCCUCUCACCUCCAGAUCCAAUUGUACUGGAAUAUACCGUUCGUGUAGAUAAACCCUAUCACCUUUCUCCACACUGCUACGAUCUGGACGUGGAAGUUGACGACCCAUUGUUCAAAAGCAAGAUUUCAUCAUUACUUUCUUCAACAUCACCAAGCAAUUCAGCUACCGCCAUCAACAGUACGGUUUCCAAUACCGCAGCGGCAACCAUUACAAACUCUCUUCCAAAACAGAUUCAUACACAGGAUGAACAGAUAAUGCAAUAUAUCCAAAGUAUGCACAACUCUAAAACGAAGCGUGAUUUCUUGCUUCGAUUCGCAAACGACCCUGUAGAUUUUUUGGAUCGGUGGGUGGCCUCGCAGAGCAGGGAUCUCGAAGUCAUCCUAGGAGAGUCUCACGUGAACUUGGAAGAACAAAGACGCGCAGAAUUUUACAAUCAGCAGUGGGUUAAUGAGGCAGUAUUCCAUUAUAUGACUGCUAAAAACCAAAAGAAAUUGCAAGAACUUCUGAGCGGACAUCCACAGGUGGUACCUGCGCCAGGUCCAGCUCCUGGUCCCGGUAGCAAUCAGCAACCACUGUUGCAAGGAAUCGUACCGAGUGCACCAGGACACCCUUCACAGCAGCAGUUCCAACAGAGUAUGCCCCCUGGACACGCAGGCGGACGAUUUUAAAUCAAUCUAUUACUCGCAUGCUUUUCCACUAUUCUUUUUG
Lobosporangium transversale is the source of this 1739-nucleotide messenger RNA. RefSeq lists its product as hypothetical. The transcript has 5 exons. The record is from RefSeq and is a predicted model, not a curated record. The coding region runs from base 149 to 1699 and encodes 516 amino acids. Lineage: Eukaryota; Fungi; Mortierellomycota; Mortierellomycetes; Mortierellales; Mortierellaceae. Gene Ontology annotation, cellular component: nucleus; SWI/SNF complex. Gene Ontology annotation, biological process: regulation of transcription by RNA polymerase II.